Messenger RNA from Oryza sativa Japonica Group (Japanese rice), 2391 nucleotides. Its product is annotated as subtilisin-like protease SBT1.4. Gene Ontology annotation, biological process: proteolysis. Lineage: Eukaryota; Viridiplantae; Streptophyta; Magnoliopsida; Poales; Poaceae. The record is from RefSeq and is a predicted model, not a curated record. Gene Ontology annotation, molecular function: serine-type endopeptidase activity.
AUGAAAUUUACUUUUCAAGCACGCAUCUAUUCAAUCAAUCCGUCCAUCUCAUUUGUCACCAUGGGCAAAAACUUCCUGAUUGUGUUAAGCUUGCUAAAUGCCGCAUUGGUGGCGACAUCCGUAGGCGCGGAGCAAUCAGACGAAGUAUCCACCUACAUCGUGCACGUCGUGCACGCCCAUGCAGCAAACACGGCACACCUUGCUCAUGCCCACUAUACGUCCUUCCUUCAAAGGAUUCUUCCUUCCCACAUGCAUAGCGGGUCAUCACCUAGGCUCGUCUAUGCCUACUCCCAUGCCGCCACGGGCUUCGCGGCAUGCAUGACGAAGCACCAGGCCGCGCACAUCGCGGACCACCCUGGUGUCCUCGCCAUCUACCCCGACGAGCAUCUCCAACUGCACACCACUCAGUCUCCCUCCUUCCUCCGUCUCUCACCGUCCGUUGGCCUCGUACAGGCAUCAAACGGCGGCGGCACGGGCGCGGUGAUCGCGAUCUUGGACACUGGCAUUUAUCCCAAGGGCCGCAAAUCCUUCACCGCUGACUCGUCGUUUCCUCCACCACCUCGCACCUUCCGUGGUCAUUGUGUCUCCACUCGCUCGUUUAAUGCCACCGCCUACUGCAACAACAAGCUCGUCGGCGCAAAGUUUUUCUAUAAAGGGCACGAGGCCAAGAUGGGUCACCUGAUCAAUGAGACACAAGAGUCCAAGUCACCUCUCGACACCGAAGGCCACGGCACGCACACUGCAUCUACCGCCGCUGGUUCAGCGGUCCCUGGCGCUAACUUUGUUGGCUAUGCCAAUGGCACCGCCCAAGGCAUGGCUAUACGUGCACACAUUGCAUCCUACAAAGUAUGCUGGAGAGAUGAUGGAAAUGCAUCGUGCGCUACCUCUGACAUUCUCGCCGGAAUGAAUGAGGCAAUUGCAGAUGGAGUAGAUGUCAUAUCCCUUUCCUUGGGUGGUCUAAAGCCACAACUCUACAACGAACCCACCUCCCUUGGCGCAUUCAAUGCCAUCCGUAGAGGCAUAGUCGUGUCCACCUCCGCUGGAAAUGAUGGCCCUGGCACGUAUACUGCUAAUAACCUCGCACCAUGGGUGAUAACGGUUGGCGCAUCAAGCAUUGACCGUCGGUUCCCAGCUCACGUUGUCCUUGGACAUAAUCGCGGAACCUACAUCGGCACCUCGCUGUAUUUCGGCCAAAACACAGCCGGUUCAUUUCUACCUCUAGUGUACGGUGGUGAUGCUGGUUCUGCUCUGUGUGAAUACGGGAUGCUUUCCAGCAACAUGGUCACCGGAAAGAUUGUCCUCUGCUAUGGCACAAAAAAUACUACCAACCCCAUAGUGCAAGAAGCUGCUGUCCAACAAGCCGGUGGUGUUGGUGCCAUCAUUUCAAUUGCUCCAGAAUAUGGUGAUUUCUUACAGAGCUUCGCUGAUAUCUUGCCAACGUCGACGAUUACCUUCAAGGACACCGAAACGAUCCAUUCGUACACACAGUCGGUGGCCGACCCGGUUGCAAGAAUCGACUUCUUAGGCACUGUGAUCAACCAAUCACCGUCUGCUCCAAGGGUCGCAGCCUUCUCAAGUCGUGGACCGAACCGCUUUGCUCCAGAGAUCCUCAAGCCCGACAUGAUUGCCCCCGGUGUCGACAUCCUCGCUGCAUGGACCGGAGAAAUGUCGCCUACCAUGGCCAAUGUCAUCGACAAUAGGCGCGUCGAGUUCAACAUCAUCUCCGGCACGUCCAUGGCGUGCCUGCACAUGAGCGGCAUCGCCGCUAUGCUUAAGGUGGCACAACCGAGUUGGAGCCCAGCGGCAAUCAAGUCGGCCAUGAUGACGACGGCCUACAAUGUGGACAAUGAUGGCAAUGCCAUCAAGGACAUGGCCACGGGCCAGGCAGCCAGGCCGUUCGAGCUUGGGUCUGGCCACGUCGACCCCAACCGUGCCCUCGACCCUGGAUUGGUGAACAACACCACCGCCGACGAUUACAUAACAUUCCUCUGCAGCCUCGGCUACAACAGUAGUCAGAUCGCGCUCUUCACAAAUGACGGUUCGACGACAGACUGCUCGACCAGGCCACGGAGGUCCGUGGGCGACCUCAACUACCCGGCGUUCUCGGUGGUGUUCGUGAGGUCCGGAGAGCAGGUCACGCAGCGCCGCGCCGUGACCAACGUCGGGGCGAACACCAAUGUCAUGUACAACGUUACCAUCACCGCACCGCCCGGCACCACUCUCACGGUGACGCCAACGAGGCUCGCGUUCGACGCGCAGCGCAGAACGCUGGAUUACUCCAUCACCGUGUCGGCAGGGGCGACCAGCUCGUCCGAGCACCAGUGGGGAUCGAUCGUCUGGAGCGAUGGCCAACAUACGGUGAGGAGCCCCGUCGUGGCCACCUGGCAAUAA